AUGGACCGAGUCAAACAGAUAAACCCGUUCUCGAAAAGGGAGUCUCACAGCCCUGCGGCCGUUAUAACAUACAAGGUUCUGACAAUCCUAACAUGGCUUCUUUCGGUUGUCGUCUCGGUAUACUACUCUGUUAGAUCACCCGCCGAUGAUAUCAAGCAUGGCCGAACGAUUGAGGGCCAGAACUACCUGCACUGGUCCGGGUUCACGCUCAACUUUGUGCUCGUAUACGUCUACUUCAUUGUCUUGUUCAUCUUGCAGAUCGGCUACGUUGUGCACCUUUUCUCGAGCGACAUCGACAAAGUCAACGCCGCAUGUGCUACCGGAUCCCACUUCAUCGUCAACAACUUGUUGCAUUUCGCUUUCAUUAUGCUCUUCGUCCGCAGCCACUUCGUCUGGGCUGAGCUCAUUUUGAUCAUCAACUUCUUCAACCUGAGCUCGAUGGCCUUCCGCCACCAUGCGUACGCUCGUUUCAUCCACACGCCCGUCGUCUCUGGGCCCCUAGCUUGGACAUUCGUUGCCAUUUACUGGAACGGCGCGAUCAUGGUCCCGCAUGAGGGUAGCUUGGUUGCCAGGAUUUUCGCCAAUAUCUUUGUCUGGUCCAUCCUUGUCUAUGGCCUGUUCUUCAUUGCAAUUUACAAGGACUACACAAUGGGCUUCUGGCUCAGCGUCUUGGCCGCGUCCUUGGGCGUCGCUCAAUUCCAGCGCCAGUUCAUUGCAUUCCAAUGGAUAUUCGCCUUUGUAAUCAUGGCUGUACUGUUUAGCCUGUCUGCAAUUGUGGCUGCUGCUGCAUGGACCGGCCGUGAGCUACAUUUCGGGCGAGACAAGAAGGUCACUGCUGAUGCAGAGCGUGCCCCUCUUCUGGCGGAUGAUAACCAAGCGGCUUAA
Molecule: messenger RNA, 885 nt
Organism: Diaporthe amygdali
Lineage: Eukaryota; Fungi; Ascomycota; Sordariomycetes; Diaporthales; Diaporthaceae
Product: ATP synthase F0
Exons: 4
Coding region: 1-885 (294 amino acids)
Source: RefSeq, a predicted model, not a curated record